Molecule: messenger RNA, 5468 nt
Organism: Equus quagga
Lineage: Eukaryota; Metazoa; Chordata; Mammalia; Perissodactyla; Equidae
Gene: GNPTAB
Product: N-acetylglucosamine-1-phosphate transferase subunits alpha and beta
Exons: 22
Coding region: 227-4075 (1282 amino acids)
Biological process (GO): N-glycan processing to lysosome; carbohydrate phosphorylation
Cellular component (GO): Golgi apparatus
Molecular function (GO): UDP-N-acetylglucosamine-lysosomal-enzyme N-acetylglucosaminephosphotransferase activity; calcium ion binding
Source: RefSeq, a predicted model, not a curated record
CGCGGGUCCGCCUCCGCCGCGCGGAGGGCGUGGGUUCCCGGCUCCCGGAAGCGGCGGCCGCGGCGCGGAGCCGAGCGGCGUCGGUCCCCGGGGCUGCAAUGCGCGGCGGCCGGAGGCUGUGAGCUGAGCGCGGCGGCCCGGCCGGGGCCGCUGAUCGGCGGCGUGUUGCGGCGGCGGCGCCGGCGGCUCCGGCUCCUCGGGGCGUGGCGUGGCGGCGGCCGGGGUGAUGCUGCUCAAGCUCCUACAGCGACAGACCUAUACCUGCCUGUCCCACAGGUAUGGGCUCUACGUCUGUUUCGUGGGCGUCGUUGUCACCAUCGUGUCCGCCUUCCAGUUCGGAGAGGUGGUUCUGGAAUGGAGCCGGGAUCAAUACCACGUUUUAUUUGAUUCCUACAGAGACAAUAUUGCUGGAAAGUCCUUUCAGAAUCGGCUCUGUCUGCCCAUGCCCAUCGACGUGGUUUACACCUGGGUGAAUGGCACAGAUCUUGAACUACUGAAGGAACUACAGCAAGUCAGAGAGCAGAUGGAGGAGGAGCAGAAAGCUAUGAGAGAAAUCCUUGGGAAGAACACAACAGAACCAACUAAGAAGAGUGAGAAGCAGUUGGAGUGUUUGCUGACACACUGCAUUAAGGUGCCGAUGCUUGUCCUGGACCCAGCCCUGCCGGCCAACGUCACACUGAAGGACCUGCCAGCUCUUUAUCCUUCUUUUCAUUCUGCCAGUGACAUAUUCAAUGUCGCAAAACCGAAAAACCCUUCCACUAACGUCUCAGUUGUUGUUUUCGACAGUACUAAGAAUGUUGAAGAUGCCCAUGCUGGAAUGUUUAAAGGAAACAGCAAACAGACAGUUUGGAGGGGCUACUUGACCACAGAUAAAGAAGUCCCUGGGUUAGUGCUAAUGCAAGAUUUGGCUUUCCUGAGUGGAUUUCCACCGACAUUCAAGGAAACAAAUCAACUAAAAGCAAAACUGCCAGAAAAUCUUUCUUCUAAAAUAAAACUGUUGCAGUUGUAUUCAGAGGCCAGUGUGGCACUUCUAAAAUUGAAUAACCCCAAAGAUUUCCAAGAACUGAAUAAACAGACUAAGAAGAACAUGACCAUCGAUGGAAAAGAACUGACCAUAAGUCCUGCGUAUUUAUUAUGGGAUCUGAGUGCCAUCAGCCAGUCUAAGCAAGAUGAAGACGUUUCUGCCAGCCGUUUUGAAGAUAAUGAAGAGCUAAGAUACUCACUGCGAUCUAUCGAGAGGCAUGCACCAUGGGUUCGGAAUAUUUUCAUUGUCACCAAUGGGCAGAUUCCAUCCUGGCUGAACCUUGAUAAUCCUCGAGUGACAAUAGUAACACACCAGGAUGUUUUUCGAAAUUUGAGCCACUUGCCUACCUUUAGUUCACCUGCUAUUGAGAGUCACAUCCAUCGCAUCGAAGGGCUGUCCCAGAAGUUUAUUUACCUGAAUGAUGAUGUCAUGUUUGGGAAGGACGUCUGGCCAGACGAUUUUUACAGUCACUCCAAAGGUCAGAAGGUUUAUUUGACGUGGCCUGUGCCAAACUGUGCCGAGGGCUGCCCGGGUUCCUGGAUUAAAGACGGCUAUUGUGACAAGGCUUGUAAUAAUUCCGCCUGUGAUUGGGAUGGUGGGGAUUGCUCUGGUAACAGUGGAGGGAGUCGCUAUGUCGCAGGAGGCGGGGGUACCGGGAGUAUUGGAGUCGGACAGCCCUGGCAUUUCGGUGGAGGAAUAAACAGUGUCUCUUACUGUAAUCAAGGAUGUGCGAAUUCCUGGCUCGCUGAUAAGUUCUGUGACCAAGCCUGCAAUGUCUUGUCCUGUGGGUUUGAUGCUGGCGACUGUGGGCAAGAUCAUUUUCAUGAAUUGUAUAAAGUAACUCUUCUCCCAAACCAGACUCACUAUGUUCUUCCAAAAGGUGAAUGCCUGCCUUACUUCAGCUUUGCUGAAAUAGCCAAAAGAGGAGUCGAAGGUGCCUAUAGUGACAAUCCAAUAAUUCGACACGCUUCUAUUGCCAAUAAGUGGAAAACCAUUCAUCUCAUAAUGCACAGUGGAAUGAAUGCGACCACAAUACAUUUUAAUCUUACAUUUCAAAAUACAAAUGAUGAAGAGUUCAAAAUACAGAUAACAGUAGAGGUUGACACAAGAGAGGAACCAAAACUGAAUUCUACAACUCAGAAAUCUUACCAAAAUUUGGUUAGCCCCAUAACACUUCUUCCAGAGGCGGAAAUCCUAUUCGAGGAUAUUCCCGAAGAAAAACGCUUCCCAAAGUUCAAGAGACGUGAUGUGAACACCACAGAGAGAUUCCAAGAGGAGGUGAAAAUUCCCCUGGUAAAUAUUUCACUCCUCCCAAAAGAAGCCCAGUUGAGUCUCAGUAACUUGGAUUUGCAGCUAGAACGUGGCGACAUCACUGUGAAAGGAUACAACGUGUCCAAGUCAGCCUUGCUGAGAUCAUUUCUGAUGAACGUACAGGAUGCUGAUGUAAAAAUAAAUCAAGCUGUAAUGACAGGUGGAAGAAAUGACAGUUUGGAGGCCGCCCCAGAAAAACAGAUUCACAAAAACAUCUUGCUGGACAGCCUAGGAGCCUCUCAGAGAUUAGAUAACAGGUUGACUUUUCCAGCAGUGACAGUAAAAGUGAAUGGCCACAACCAGAGUCAGAAUCCACCCACAGAUUUGAAAACCAAAGAAAAAUUUAGAUCUGAAACUCAGACCCAAAAAGUAGGAGGUGGAAGUCUGUCAAAAGAAAAGUUCUUAUCUCUGAUUGUUCCACUGGAAAACCAUGUGUCAAAAGAAAAGAAAAUCACAGGGAAAGAACAAGAGAAAAACAGAAUGGAGGAAAAUGCUAGAAAUGACAUAGGUCUUAAUGAAGUCUUACCUGGAAGAAAAUUGCAACAUUACACAGACAGUUACCUGGGCUUUUUGCCAUGGGAGAAAAAAAAGUAUUUCCAAGAUCUUCUUGAUGAAGAAGAGUCAUUGAAGACGCAAUUGGCAUACUUUACUGAUAGCAAACAUACUGGGAGGCAACUAAAAGAUACGUUUGCAGAUUCCCUCCGAUAUGUAAAUAAAAUUCUAAAUAGCAAGUUUGGAUUCACAUCUCGGAAAGUCCCUGCACACAUGCCUCACAUGAUCGACCGAAUAGUUAUGCAAGAACUACAAGAUAUGUUCCCUGAAGAAUUUGACAAGACGUCAUUUCACAAAGUGCGCCAUUCUGAGGAUAUGCAGUUUGCCUUCUCUUACUUUUAUUAUCUCAUGAGUGCAGUUCAGCCAUUGAAUAUAUCUCAAGUUUUUGAUGAAGUUGAUACAGACCAAUCUGGUGUCUUAUCUGACAGAGAAAUCCGAACACUGGCUACCAGAAUUCACGACCUGCCGUUAAGUUUGCAGGAUUUGACAGGUCUGGAACACAUGUUAAUAAAUUGCUCGAAAAUGCUCCCUGCUAAUAUCACUCAGCUAAACAACAUUCCACCAACUCAGGAAGCAUACUAUGAUCCCAAUCUGCCCCCAGUCACUAAAAGUCUGGUAACCAACUGUAAAGCAGUAACUGAUAAAAUCCACAAAGCAUAUAAAGACAAAAACAAAUAUAGGUUUGAAAUCAUGGGAGAAGAAGAAAUUGCUUUUAAAAUGAUUCGUACCAAUGUUUCUCAUGUGGUUGGCCAGUUGGAUGAUAUAAGAAAAAACCCCAGGUUUCCUGCACUUUGGACCUCUCUGAUUGUAUCCCAGUUGUCCAACUUGUUCCUUUGUCCUCUGUAUUUCCUGAAGUUUGUUUGCCUGAAUGACAACAUUGACCACAAUCAUAAAGAUGCCCAGACAGUGAAGGCUGUUCUCAGGGACUUCUAUGAAUCCAUGUUCCCCAUACCAUCCCAGUUCGAGCUGCCACGAGAGUAUCGAAACCGUUUCCUUCAUAUGCAUGAGCUGCAGGAAUGGAGAGCAUAUCGAGACAAAUUGAAGUUUUGGACGCAUUGUGUACUAGCAACAUUGAUUAUAUUUACUAUAUUCUCGUUUUUUGCUGAACAGUUAAUUGCACUUAAGCGGAAGAUCUUUCCCAGAAGGAGGAUUCACAAAGAAGCUAGUCCUGAUCGAAUCAGGGUAUAGAGGAUCUUCAUUUGAAAAUCAUCUACCUCAGCAUUCACUGAGCAUUUUAAAACUCAGCUUCAUAGCGAUGUCUUCAUGGUGCGAUGCUUAGCCAGCUUGGCCUGAAGAAGGAAAAAUGUCCACUACAAUACUUGCUUUGUGGCAUGACUCUAGCUUACUGAUCAGGAGUUGUUCAACCAACACACUGAAAACUUGUGUACUGAGCAGCUCUGAAUUGGUUUUACUUUUAAAGCAUCUGUUCAUGGACCUGUCAUUCUUUUAAUGAAAAGGCUCACUGAUGAGAGACAGCUUCUAAGUUCCCAUUGCAAUUAUUGCCAGCUAACUUGAACCUGAGAAGCCUAGGCCCACUUGGGAGUGAUGCUAAGAGACCCCAGUCUUUGCAUUCUGAAGCCUUUUGUUAUGGUUUUACAUUUUUGUUUUUUUGUUUUUCUUUUUUCUAUUUCUCAUUUUAAAAAUAACUAGUUACUAAGUUAACUAGUUAUUCUUGCUUCUGACAGCAAUGAAUUAGGAUGACUAAACGUGUUUUUAUAGAUGUUAUUUAAAUAAUGCAGCAAUAUCACCUCCUAUUUGCAAUACCUAAAUUAUGGAUUUUAUUAACGUUUAAGGCUGUAUAAGUGGUCUUCAACCACUUACAGCAACUGACAAGCUCCGUGACUGAUGUCUGAAAUACUUUGUGCUUGUUUCCCUCAGCCCCUAAGAAUCCUGUGAUUUCAUGUGUAGGCCUAAUUGCAAAGGGCUAGAGUCAAGUAGCAGAGCUACUUUCUAGAUGUAUUUAUGUUUUGGAAUGUACAUAUUUAAAUAGAAGUGCCUCAUUUUAGAAAUGAGCAGUGCUGAUGAUACUGGCACAUUACAGUGGUGUCUUCCUUAAUACUCAUCAGUAUAUUCCAGUAGCUAUCUCUCUCAGUUGGUUUCAUAGAAUGCAGGGGUCAGUAAACUUUUCUAUAAAAGCCACAUAGAAAAUUGCAGGUCACAUGUGUCUCUGUUGCAUAUUCUUCUCUUCUUUUUUUUUUUUUUUUCUUUUUUAACAAUCCUUUAAAGAUGUCAAAACCAUGUUUAGCUUGCAGCUGUCCAAAAACAGGCCACCAGUUGGAUUUGGCCCACAGGCCUUUGUUUGCUGACCACUUGGAUAGAGGAUUAAUAUUUGUAUGUUUGGGUAAGCCCUGACGUUCAGCCAUAUUUUAUUUAUGUCAUAAUACAGUGGCUUUCUGGAGACGAGUUUCCAUGAGUCCUUUUUGAACUCUGACAGGUAUUUUAGAUCAUGAUCUCAACAGUAUUCUUUCAAAAUGGCAUAAAUAUUUUGUAAAAAGAACUUGAAAUGUAAAUACUGUGUUUGUGCUGUAAGAGUUGUGUGUUUCAAAAACUGAAGUCUAAUAAAGACUUACAUUUUGUCUGA